AUGAUCUCUGAUACGGCGGCGAUCUUCCUUGCAGUUGCGCUCCUUCUAUCGAACGUAGAGCGAAUUUUCCAUCUAUUCCAUUGUAUCUGGGUCUCUGUGGCACGACUUUGCGGUUCUGGUCGGCCGAGUCGACGAGCCGUGCCGUAUUGGAGUCGACAAGGCGAGUUCCUCGGAAUGGUAUUGCCCCCUGAUCAGAAUCCACGUUCUACCAACAAUGCGGUUGAACUAGUUGGACAAUCCAUUGCCCCGCCGCAGACUCUACGGGAUUGUCCGAGCAAAUCUGCAACAGAAUUGCGUGCUCAACUCCCGUUACCACCGUCCCGAAUGGUCCGGGUCUGGGAUGGUUGGCCUGACGGGGCUUUCUCCACGCAUCUGACAAGUGCAGAUAUGAAAUUAACAUCUUCCGCCUCGAUAAACUGGUCUUGUGACAGUUUGCGCAUCGAUACAGGGAAAACUCGGGCGCGGACUUGGCAGCAAGGGAGGGAAACACGAAAGAUUUGUCGCGGUGUUUUCAAAUGUGAGUCAUCACAGUGUCCGUUUGAGAUGCUCGCGGCCGCGGAUCGGUCGUUCUCUACAACAUCGGAUAUGGGCACCCCAGGGCCAACAACAGAGCCCGAGGAACGACCCAAGUACACCACAAGAUCAGAGCGCAGCCCCAAUGGUUUUGAAUCAACAAAUUUCGGUGAUCGUGAACGAGAGUGGUCAGACGAGGAGCGCCGUGAGAUAGAGAUCGAUCCGGAAGCCGACCAGGAUGAAGAUUAGAUUAGCCGGAAUUUGAAAUAAUACUCGCCAUUCCAUCUUCGACGGAAGUCUUCGUCCUGCAACUGUUGAACGCGCAUCUUCAGUUCUGUGGCCGUCAACCCUGACAAUGCCGCUGCAGAGUCCUAUUGUCAAUGGCGAGGAGAAGAGACAACCGAAAAAACGUGUCAAAUUAGACGUUGAGGAAGCAUUCAGGCCACGGAGACCGAGCCAGAAGGUUUUAA
This is a messenger RNA of Mycena citricolor, 983 nucleotides long. The record is from the annotation of a GenBank genome assembly. Lineage: Eukaryota; Fungi; Basidiomycota; Agaricomycetes; Agaricales; Mycenaceae.